AUGCUUCGACUACGCCACUUCGGUGGCCGCACGCUUCGACGACGCUUCGACUCCUCCUCCACGCUUCGACUCCUCCUCCACGCUUCGACUCCUCCUCCACGCUUCGACUCCUCCUCCACGCUUAGACUCCUCCUCCACGCUUCGACUCCUCCUCCACGCUUCGACUCCUCCUCCACGCUUCGACUCCUCCUCCACGCUUCGACUCCGGCGCACUCAUCGACUCCGGCGCACUCAUCGACUCCGGCGCACGCAUCGACUCCGGCGCACUCAUCGACUCCGGCGCACGCAUCAACGAAGGCGCACGCAUCGACGAAGGCGCACGCAUCGACGAAGGCGCACGCUUGGGCGGCGCACGCCUUGACGCGGCACGCCUUGGCGCCUCAACAAUGCCGCACGCUACGCCGCAGCACGCUUUGA
Molecule: messenger RNA, 417 nt
Organism: Knipowitschia caucasica
Lineage: Eukaryota; Metazoa; Chordata; Actinopteri; Gobiiformes; Gobiidae
Source: the annotation of a GenBank genome assembly